AUGAAGCGGUCUCAUUAUGGUGGGAAGCCUUCACAUUCCUUUACUCCUCAUAUUAAAAUUAUUCAUGCUCCAAACUCAAAAACUGUUUAUGCAAUUUGUAAAUGGUGUGAACAAAAACAUGACAUAGUUCAACAACCAAUGCAACUGUAUCUUGCACAAGAAUAUAGUUUAGUUGAUAUAUCUCAUUUUGAGAAAUUGGUUUUAAAUGCGACAAUUGAAAAUGGAUGGUCAUUUAAUUGGGUUGAAAAAGAAUCAUCAAUCACAAUGCUUAAAUUUAAAUAUCCAAAUCUUGUAAUACCAAGUCAUACCCUUGGAGGACAUAUAUUAAAAGAUACUAUACAAGAACUUCAUUCUGAAUUAAUAACAAAGGCAACUCAUGAUAUUGUUGGAGUGUCAUUAGCAUUCGAUAGGUGGAAAAAUAUUUUAAAACAAAAUAUUUUUGGAACCAUACUUAUUACAUCUUCUGGUGAAGUUUUAAUUUGGAGUGUUCAAGAUAUUAGUGCUGAACUAGAACGAACAACCAAUGUAAUUUCUAAAAUUGAAGUAUUUCUUGAGGAUUUAAAAACUCAACAAAUUAAAGUUGGUAAUACUAGAUGGAAUAGCUUUUAUGAAGCAUUUAGUUGUCUUUUGUGUUCAAAAGCAUCUUUAAUUUCUUUAAUUGCAAAAUAUACAUUACCUGAAGAUAAUAGUUUAGCUUUGCCAAACUAUAUUUGUGAAACAAUCAGUGAUA
Molecule: messenger RNA, 730 nt
Organism: Cetraspora pellucida
Lineage: Eukaryota; Fungi; Glomeromycota; Glomeromycetes; Diversisporales; Gigasporaceae
Source: the annotation of a GenBank genome assembly